This is a messenger RNA of Oryzias latipes (Japanese medaka), 2800 nucleotides long. RefSeq names its product chloride intracellular channel 1 (gene clic1). The record is from RefSeq and is a predicted model, not a curated record. NCBI's taxonomy places the organism in Eukaryota, Metazoa, Chordata, Actinopteri, Beloniformes, Adrianichthyidae.
AGCGCGCGCGCCACCAGGAAAUGGAGGCGCGGUGACGAAGAAGAUGAUGAUGUAGCUGCGGCCGCGCAAUAUUCGGGGCAGCCACAGAGCAGAGAGGAGGAGAGAACAGAGAAAAACUUCUUCAAGGAUACCGGGGACGAUGAGCGACGCAAACCAGCCCAAACUGGAACUUUUUGUGAAGGCGGGAAGUGAUGGACAGAGCAUCGGUAACUGUCCUUUCUCCCAGCGCCUCUUCAUGGUGUUGUGGCUGAAAGGAGUCACCUUCGAUGUCACCACCGUGGACAUGAAGAGGAAACCAGACAUCUUGAAGGACCUGGCACCGGGGGCUCAGCCUCCUUUCCUGCUGUUCGGGAGCGAGGUGAAAACCGACACCAACAAGAUUGAGGAAUUCCUGGAGGAAACGCUCAGCCCUCCAAAAUACCCCCGUCUGGCUGCUCGGAACCCGGAGUCCAACACUGCAGGUCUGGACGUCUUCUCCAAGUUCUCGGCCUACAUCAAGAACUCCAACCCCCAAGCUAACGAGAAUCUGGAGAAAGGUUUGCUGAAGGCUCUGAAGAAGCUGGACGACUACCUCGGCUCCCCACUUCCCGACGAGGUCGAUGAGAAUAGCGCCGAUGAGGUCACUUCCUCCUCGCGGCCCUUCCUGGACGGCCAAAACCUCACUCUGGCCGACUGCAACCUGCUGCCGAAGCUCCACAUUGUGAAGGUGGUGUGUUUGAAAUACAGGAACUUCAGCAUCCCCGACUCUCUGACAAACCUGUGGAGGUACCUGAACGCGGCGUACGCCAAGGACGAGUUUUCCUCCACCUGCCCUGUAGAUGAGGAGAUCCACAGCGCCUAUUCCUCUGUAGCUAAGGCCCUCAAGUAGGACGACAGCAGCAGAACAAUACACAAAAUCAUUAAAAACUAAAAAAAAGCACAUCCCCAUUCUGUCCCAAAACAAACUCUGCAAGCAGCACGUUUUCUUAGCUUUGUUUUUUUACGAUUUAAUUGCCUUUAUCAGCAAAAAAUUAGUCUAUCAGUGUCCAGUGUUCUCCUUUUACACCAGCAGGGAAGCAGAAAUGCCUCCUCGUCUCCGGUGACGAUAGCGUCACCUCCUGCUACGUCGUGUAGCUCCUGAAGCUGCCUCACAUUAGGUGAAGAAGCCACAGCAGAUCCUCACUGACACUUCAUGCUUCUAUUUUUACGUUUUCCUUUUGAGGUCAUUUGAACCGACACAAAGCUGCCUAACGGGUUUCAAGCCUUUCACACGUGCAGACGCCUCGUUUUCCUUCCUGCUUCGGGACAUUUGCAUACCAGCAUCACCUGCCAAAGAGCUUUCUGUGACGGCGCGUCAUCUCUUCUGCCUUUUUUUUCAUUUGGGAAAGAAAAACGUUUGAGCUGUGAGAUGUGUGACAUCAUCGAGGCACCUCAAAGAAGGGAGGAUGCGCAGUGCAGCUUUGAGAAAACAGGAAACGGUGUCAGAAGACUCCGGCUUCCCCUUUCUGAGCUUCUCCUGCAGGCGUGAGGGGUUGGGUCACGCUUACCGAGCACUUUCUAAACUGCUGUGUGAACUUGAACUCAUUUCCUAGAGCUGCUGGGCUUUGGAGUUCUCCUCACUCAAAAGCUCUGCUUUCUCUUUAAUCACUAAAACUGCCGUACUGGAAGAAACACGGUCAGAGUUUCGUGUCAAAUCUCUCUCUUUUCAUGACCUCUUUACAUUUGUUUUCAAAUCUAUAAAUAGCCUUUUAGCAGCUAACAGCUUGUCUGCUAAUUUUAGGUAAUGAAAUUUUAAUCAUGCAAUCGCUCUGUUUAAAUGACAACACGUUUUUGUAUGUUAUAAACAAAAAACUGUAGAAUCAGAAGGAAAUUAGGUCAGUAUUUUACAGAAGGGUAAACUUUUUAUUAGUCACUUAUUAUAGUUAUAAAACAAAAACUUAAUUCAUCUGAAAGAUCCACCUCCAACUUUAUGUAAACCUGAUUUCCAAAAAGCUUUUCUUAGUUAUUAUUUCUAUUUGACCUCUUUUAUAAAUGUUGUCAUUUUCUUUUGAAUUUUUUUUUAAUGGAUCGUUUGAUUUGAUUUGGUUUAUUUUCAGGCAUUAAUUGAAGUCAACACAGAAAUAUAUUACAGAAAUAAUGAAAUGCAUAAAUACAAUUAAAAACAAACAAACUGAAACAAAGACACACUUAAGUCCUUUUUGCUUCAUUAAAUAUAGUGAUCAUUAACUAAAGUCACUUUGAAAGUCUGCUGUUUCCACGCUUUCCUCUUUCUGAAGUGUUGGGAGAUAAAAACAUCCGCUUGUUGAGUUUGUCAUUUUGGGUCUUGUGCCGACUGUUCGCUGCCUCCACACGGUCCGCUUUUACUCUUUUAAGCCAGAGACAAAGUAUUUUGAAGGAAACCGAAGUGCAACUUUAAGCCAUUAGAGGGUUUUCUGACUUUUCAAUUGGUUGUUAGCUUUGCUAAUGAAAGAGAUUGAAUAUUUAACUCGUCUGAUUUCAUGUGGAUUGGAACAUUUUCUUUAUGUAAUUUAAUCUAAAAAGGGAUCUGAAGUCUGAAUUUUCAUUAAAAACAGAAAAAAAAUCACUUUUUAUCGUCUAGAAUAGAAGUAGAGGGAUCUUUUUAUGUAUUAAUUCCAUUUCAUUUCUUCUUUUUUUUUGCCUCUCUUCUUUUGACAUCAUGUUGUUGAAAGAGCGACAACAUCCCAGCAGGGGCUGGACUCACAGAUGAAGACAAUCAAGCUAUUAGCACUUCUGAGAUGUUUUUUUGUACUAAAAAGUUCUUUGAUCUAUUAAUGUCCCAAUAAAAUGUUAAUAAACUCUU